Molecule: messenger RNA, 1287 nt
Organism: Phytophthora sojae
Lineage: Eukaryota; Oomycota; Peronosporomycetes; Peronosporales; Peronosporaceae
Exons: 2
Biological process (GO): proteolysis
Molecular function (GO): aspartic-type endopeptidase activity
Source: RefSeq, a predicted model, not a curated record
GUCUCAAGUCUCCGACAAGCUGAUGACUACUCCAGAUUCGACACGACAGUGGAAAUGGAUUUGGAUCCGGAGGCACGGUACUGGAAACAACAUUCGCCAGGGAAAUGGUUCCGUCAAGCCAAGAUCCACGGCAAGAUCAACAAUGAGAAAGCGAUCAUACUCCUAGAUACCGGUGCCGAGGUGUCCAUCGUGGAUACCACCUUUGCUCGUAAGGUUGGGUGCUACAUCGACAGGAGUCAGAGCCAAGAGUGUGUUGGGAUCGGGGACAUCGUGUAUACAACGGAAGGAAGAACGCGGAUCAAGAUUACCUUGGGCGGAUACCUGGUGUAUUUCUUCGACAUUUGGGUGGCUGACCUAUCUGGACAAGAGGCCAUCCUCGGUAUGGAUUACAUGGUUCCGGCCGGGAUCCGGCUGGAUCUGGCCGACGGGACUCUCUGCCUGCCCGAUGAAGUCCUGAUCCAGCUCAGCAGACGCUGUCCACUCUACAGUGACAAGGUGCAGUCCGUGACGCUGGAUCGAUACUUGCAACUUGGGAUCGGAGAGUCCGCGGAGCUGCCCAUGCGUCUGCGAGGAUCGGAACAUGACAAGCUGUGGGUUAUGCGAGGGGAUCGAUGGGUGCCAACGGUGAUCAAGGGCCCAGGCAAGGUGCGGUACCUUCAGAUCACGAACAUCGGAGAGAAGGAGCUGGUGUUGCGCCAGAGCCUCCAAGUCGGGAUGUGGCUGGCCGGAGAUCGAGUCCCGCGGAUCCAAGGUUACGUGACCAUCGGAUCCGCCGCUACAUGGCGUGGCAGAACCUCGCGCUGUAGGCCACGACGGACGCUGGAUCCGCGGAGGCGGAACCCCCGGAGCCCCCCCCCCCCCCCAGGGCCUAUGGUGGAGCGCCCCGAGUACCCGACGCCGCGCGCAAUACUGCAGAGACAGCAUCCAGCACAAGUCCGACAGGUAGAGGCCAGAUCCAAGGGAGCUGAGGAUGGACAGGACGGAUCGUCGUCAGAUCCACCCGACCGGACGACCGAAGGACACAUCGCCGGGACGACAGGAAUACCGCUGCCCCAAGCUUCAACUACGGCUCAUGCUUUAGAUUCGCGGUCGGAUGAGCUGCUUGAGUAUGUACCAAGCUUCGAUCCAGCAGCUGAAGGUCCGCCGAAUUCCGAUCCAAGCGGUGGAAACUCCGUGGGAAGAGGCGCGCCGACCACCCCCACGACGGUGUUAACUGAGUGCAGGAUGGACACCGUGUUGGGUGAUGAGGCGUCGCGACGGGUGUCGAUCCUAAGCCCAUCCCCCUAG